Molecule: messenger RNA, 839 nt
Organism: Temnothorax curvispinosus
Lineage: Eukaryota; Metazoa; Arthropoda; Insecta; Hymenoptera; Formicidae
Exons: 4
Coding region: 334-639 (101 amino acids)
Source: RefSeq, a predicted model, not a curated record
AGCGGCCGGUCUCUGUAACCAGUGUAUCUCACCUAUAAAAAAAAGCAGAAAUAUCGCUGUUAGCAAUGUGCAUGUUGAUGCAUGGAAAUUUUCAUCCAAGGAUAACAGUUAGACAAAUUCGAGGAAAGGACAACAUUCCUACGGCAUCGCGUAUUCCAGGUCGGUGGCGAGCGACGGGAAAUCCUUUGCCGUUCCGACGUCUCUCACUGCACAUUGCGACACGUAAUUCGAAAGACAUUUCUCGAGGUUUCCGACCGGGAUUGAUCAGCGAAUAAGAAACUUGGAUACUUGCGCUAUAUACUGCAAACACACCAGCAUUAUCAAGUAAGCAGGAUGUCGAACCGAGGAAGGAUACGAAGCGAGGACGAGCCUUCCUGGCAACGAAGGGCGUACGAGCGUCACCGGUCUAGGGUAAAAACAGCCAGACCAACGGUAGAUGUGAACCCUCCGGAGGGCAGACCUCAUGUCUCGUUUAACGCGAAGAGAUUGCAGUUAGAGCGCGAACGGCAGGCGCGAAUUCUCAGGGACAAUUUCAUCCUACUGAAGAAACUUCGUGAAAUCAUGCACCGGAAGCGACAAGUCGCAGAGGACAAUCAACGGGUCCAAUGGCAGGAAUCUAGAUGCGUUAGAGUUCGUUAAAAAAGCGGGAUCUCGACGGGGUGCUCCCUUGCCAUUACAUAAUUCGCGAUUUACAUAUAUGCACGUGUCUUUUGUAUUUUAUGUGCAAUUGAAGAGUAGGGUGUACGUAAUUACGAUCUUUGAUCUCCAGCAAGUCUUUUCUAUCUUGAUACAGAAUCAUUUAACUAUCAUGUAUAUGGACUUCUAAUAAAUGCUUUCAU